UGGACAGUCACUCCCAUAAAUGCUCCAUUUUUAAUAUGCUCAAACUUCAGAAAGAUUUGAGCUUUUGUAUAGAUUGGAUCUGAAUGGGGGAGACACUUUUCUUUUCUGACUGAAUCUUGAAUUGGGCUCUGAAAAUUUAGCUCCUUUUAAUUUCUAAGUGUCAAGGGAAUGUCUCUUAUCAGUUAAUGGAUGAAGGAAUAUGUUGUAAUGUAGGUCGAUGAACAAGGACGAAACUAGGGGUACCUCGAUUGCUUUGAGGUAGACCCCAGGAAAACUUAGUGAUCCGGUAUUUGACAAUGGCCUCGGGAGAACUGAUUGAUCAGGAACGCGAGUCUAUGAGCGUGUCCAAACGUCUAGUAAGAAGUAUGAGCCAGAAAUGGAAAAGAAUGGGAAACAAAAGCGAGGGUUGUGUGGAGGGUGAUACAGCUGGGGUGUCUUUGAGUUGCCUGACUCUCUACGGUAGAGUUGGAGGGUGCAAAGUAGGCGCUGACACUGGCGAAGAAUUUGGGGAGACAGGGUGUAGGAGGCGGUCGAGUGGGAGUGAUGAAGGAAAGGGAUACAUUGCAAUGUGUGGAAACGAGGAAGCAACUGUCGACUGCUUUUCGUAUGGUAGGAGAGAGAAGCUGUGGAGGAAGAACAACCGGAGGCUCUUGAAAUCUCAAGAGAGGGAUAGCUUGAACGCCCACCUCCCGGACGAUGUUCUGGAGAUGUGCUUGGUGAGGCUCCCGUUGAGAAGUCUCAUGAACGCUCGUCUUGUCUGCAAGAAGUGGAGGAGCUUGACAACGACUCGUAGGUUCAUGCAGACGAGGAGGGAGUGCUCGUUCGAGAGUCCGUGGUUGUUUCUGUUUGGCAUUGUUAAAGACGGCUUCUGUAUGGGAGAGGUGCACGCGUUGGAUGUUUCCCUAAAGGAAUGGCACAAGAUCGAUUCUCCUGCUCUCAAGGGGAGGUUUCUGUUCUCUGUCUCGAGUAUCCUCGACAAUAUUUACAUAGUUGGGGGUCGUUCAAGCCUGGCCAAUUCCGGUAGGGUGGAUCGCAGCUUGUUCAAGACACAUAGGAGCGUCAUAGUUUUCAACCCCUUAAGUAAAUCAUCGCGUAAAGUUGCGUCCAUGAACCACCCUCGCUCAUCUCCGGUUCUCGGGAUCUCGGAGGUUAAUCUGAAUUGUUUGAUCAUCAGAAACCAGGUAGCUCAGCCGGAGAGACGUUUCCACAGGUCAAGAGUUGGUGGUGUGUCGGAUGUUUACGAGGAUCCUCACCGGCUUUCAGUUAGACGCCAGGCGAGGAGCUCUCAAGACGAAAACGUGCAGCAAAAGCAGGAGAAUGUUCGGCGCAGUAAAGAAGGUCGAAUGUUUGUUCUCAUCGCGGUGGGGGGUCUCGGAUCGUGGGACGAGCCGCUCGAUUCGGGCGAGAUCUACGACCCUGCUUCAAAUAAAUGGACCGAUAUCUCAAGAAUCCCUCUAGACUUCGGAUUGGCUUGUUCCGGCGUCGUUUGCAACGGGAUCUUCUAUGUCUACUCGGAAAGCGACCGGCUCGCCGGGUAUGACAUCGAGCGGGGACACUGGAUCAGGAUUCAGACGACCCUGACUCCGUCCCGCGUGCACGAGUACAAUCCGAAGCUUGUCUCGUGCAAGGGCCGCCUCCUUAUGCUCUCUGUAUCGUGGUGCGAAGGCGACGGUCAGAUCGGGAGGAGGAACAAGGCGAUUCGGAAGCUUUGGGAGCUCGAUCUCAGGCACCAUUCUUGGAAGGCGGUCUCCGUGCACCCGGACGCUCCGAUGGACUGGAACGCUGCGUUCGUGGCCGAUGAAGAUCUCGUCUUCGGAGUCGAGAUGUUCAAGAUUUUCGGGCAGGUGCUCGAGUUUGUGACAAUGUUCGAUGGCAACGGCUGGAACCACGUCUCGAGGAACCACGCGGCCCGUGACAUUGACGCUUCGUCGUGCAUGACCAAAUCGAUGGCUGUGCUGCGCUUGUAACUCAGGUAAAUUUAAAGAAAUGAAUCAUGGCUUAAUCUUUUUCCCUCAUCAUUUCUUGAUUGAUUCUCUCUGAUGAGAUUGUUAGUAUUUGUCACAGAUUGUUUCUCUUUUUUUUUUUUAUUAUUUUUUGUGUUUGUAUUAUUGUACAAGUUGGUCCUAAUGUAAUAUGUCCACACAUUGAAUGUUUUCUAUACAUCAAGAUAAUAAAUCCAAAAAAAUAGUGCAUAA
Molecule: messenger RNA, 2195 nt
Organism: Salvia splendens (bonfire salvia)
Lineage: Eukaryota; Viridiplantae; Streptophyta; Magnoliopsida; Lamiales; Lamiaceae
Product: F-box/kelch-repeat protein At5g42350
Exons: 3
Coding region: 297-1967 (556 amino acids)
Cellular component (GO): SCF ubiquitin ligase complex
Molecular function (GO): protein binding
Source: RefSeq, a predicted model, not a curated record